Molecule: messenger RNA, 839 nt
Organism: Poeciliopsis prolifica (blackstripe livebearer)
Lineage: Eukaryota; Metazoa; Chordata; Actinopteri; Cyprinodontiformes; Poeciliidae
Product: cytochrome c oxidase assembly protein COX20, mitochondrial
Exons: 4
Coding region: 16-534 (172 amino acids)
Biological process (GO): mitochondrial respiratory chain complex IV assembly
Cellular component (GO): mitochondrial inner membrane; mitochondrion
Source: RefSeq, a predicted model, not a curated record
GGAAGUGGUGACCAAAUGCGUCCGACGCUGUUUGCCAGUCGGGUCCGGAACGAAGUAGUCUCUGUAUAUUUGUUGUUCGACGGCUAUGAAGAAUGGGCGGACAACCUUAACCCUAUUCGACCUGGCGCAUUUUCCCAUCAUAUCAGCUUUCAAGAAGAAGAGCGAGGCUGGAUAGUGAUGGCAAGAGAAGAAGGGGAAGGCCAGGAAAAGGGCUUUAAGCUGUUGGGGAUCCUAGAUGUCCAGAGGACACCGUGUGCCAGAGACGCCAUCCUGCAUGGAACUGGAGGCUCAGUAGCUGCUGGCCUGCUUUUCUUUCUUUCCACCAGUCGAGUAAGGCGCUCCUUUGAUGUCGGCUUUGCAGGCUUCAUGCUCACCACUCUCGGGUCUUGGUUUUACUGCAGAAUGAACAAUGUUAAGUUACGGGUGCAGCAGAGGGUCAUACAGGACGGCAUCCGGAACAAGGUAGUGUACGAGGGAACAUCUCUUGACCCGACUAACAGACCCAGAGCAGACGCGCCAUCUGGCCCCCCGUGACGCCCAGCGCCUCGUCUCUACAGCAGACAGAAUCAAAGCGACACAGACUGCUGCCUCUGGGAAGGUUUUAUUUCUGUUGGCUUGGAUGUCGAAAGUUUCUGCUACUGGGGGAAGUGGUCUGUUAAAGCAGAAGUUUUCAAAGUUGCAUUUAUACAUAAAAACUUUUUCCAAUACAAACAGGAAACUGGUCUUGAAGUUUGAACUGAGAAAUAUAUAAAUGUUUUUUUCUUGAAUCAACUCCCAAUAACGUAUUUAUCUAAGAUGUUCAUUUCUGGAACAAUUAAUAAACAAAUUAAAAAUGUUCA